This is a messenger RNA of Penaeus vannamei (Pacific white shrimp), 2532 nucleotides long. RefSeq names its product Heparan-alpha-glucosaminide N-acetyltransferase (gene Hgsnat). The record is from RefSeq and is a predicted model, not a curated record. NCBI's taxonomy places the organism in Eukaryota, Metazoa, Arthropoda, Malacostraca, Decapoda, Penaeidae.
CGCUACUUAUCUAGUCUCGCAGAAGGUGGUGUUGAGGACGGAUCCCCCCGUUUACCUUACUCUCUCCUCGCGUGUGUUGGUGUAUGUUCGUCUGCGAGUAGAGAAGAGAAAGAGAGAAAGGGACUGUCUGACUCUCUCGUUCUGUGUGUGUGUGUAUCAGUGUUUUUCUCUCUCGUAAGACAAAGGACAAGGAUUUCGUACCUGCAGGAGUAUUUAUCGUUAAACGUGCCUAGCUCGAGCAAAGAUGGGUUCUGCCUUCGUUGAGGACCCCGGCGUGGAGGAUUUCCUGGGCUUCGACCUGACCGCCCUCGAGGUCGACGAAGCCUACCUCAGCCUCACGUCAGACGACCCGAGGGCGCUGAGCCUCUUCACGCGCAACGGAGACUGCUACGGGUGCCCGCUACAAAGGCGCGACAUAAAGGUGACAGCGGAAGGCGCGAACGUGACGCUCCCCACUGCGCAUGCGUGGACCUUCGUUCUGAGUGAAUCAACUGAAGAAUAUUUACCAGAAAUAAACGGAAGUGUUUGUGCGUUUACGGAAGCUAAUCUUGGCGAGUUUGGUGUUUAUGAACUUGCUCUCGAAAAUAACAAGUGUACCUUCUCCACGCUCAAGGACCCGGUGUUUGAAUAUGGAGCCAUGGUGAUAGCCCUAGCAGUGUACGCGGGCCUGGCCAUCCUCUGCGCCAUCGCUACACAGGUGUACAAAAGGGGCGUUCAGUCUUUGUUCAAAUCGGGGGUGGCGGAGGCGACCAGCCAGGUGGUGCUACAUAUGGGCGAGUCAACCGAGAGCGCAGCGCCGUCAACGCCAGUCAAGACCGCGAAGAAACCGAGACUCAAGUCACUUGAUACCGUGAGAGGGAUUAGCAUCGUGGUUAUGAUCUUCGUGAACUACGGCGCCGGCAGAUACUGGUUCCUGGAGCACGCCACGUGGAACGGCCUGCAGGUGGCGGACCUCGUGUUUCCUUGGUUCCUCUGGAUCAUGGGCGUGUGCAUUCCCAUGGGCCUCCAGUCAGCCCUCCGCCGGAACACGCCCAAGAAAAAGACCCUCUUCAGAAUCGUCAAGCGCUCCCUGAAGCUGUUCCUCCUGGGCAUCAUCCUCAACUCCCUGGGCGGGUGGGUGUACCUCGACCGCUACCGCAUCCCGGGCGUGCUGCAGCGGUUCGCCAUCUGCUACUUCGUGACCGCGGGCGUGGCGCUGGCUCUCUCGCCGAAGGAGGCGCCGAAGUAUCAGAGCAACGUGGGCAUCGCGCUCUCCGACAUCCUCCAGCUGUUCCCUCAGUGGGUCGUCCACAUCCUGAUCGUCGUCUGCCACACUCUCAUCACCUUCUUCCUGCCCGUGCCCGAUUGCCCGACGGGCUACCUAGGUCCCGGGGGCGUCGCUCUCCUGCAGGACGGAGAACCGAGUCCCCAGUGCAUAGGCGGCGCAGCGGGAGAAGUGGACCGCUGGCUUCUGACGGCGUCCCACAUCUACCAGAACCCGACGGCGAAGGGAGUCUACUCGUCGGGGGCUUUCGAUCCUGAGGGAGUUUUAGGUUCCCUAACCUCAAUCUUCCAAGUGUUCCUGGGUGUGCAAGCCGGUAUGGUGUUACAGUGCCACAAGACCCACAGAGGACGUAUGGUGCGCUGGUUGCUGUGGUCAGCGGUCCUCGGUGCCAUUGGGGCGGGGCUGUGCGGUGCCUCCAUGAACGAUGGUGCCAUACCCGUCAAUAAGAAUCUGUGGUCGCUCUCCUUCGUUAUGGUGACGUCAUGCUUCGCCUUCUUCCUGCUGGCCGUCUGCUACCUGCUGGUCGACGUCUGGGGCGUGUGGAGUGGCGCGCCGGUCUUCCAAGCAGGCAUGAACAGCAUUUUCCUGUACGUGGGCCACAACGUCGCGUACAACCUGUUCCCUUGGCACUACAGCAUUGGCCACAUGAACACUCACCUGGAGCUCCUCGCCGAGACGCUGUGGGGAACGACUCUGUGGGUUCUCAUCGGCCUCUAUUUACACCACAAGGGCAAGUUCUACACGGUGUAAGGCAGGUGCGAGGCUGGUGUGUGUGCUGUGCAGAGGUUAAGAGGGAAGGGGUCCUCGGUCGUUCUGCUUUGUGUUGUGGGGAGUGUUAUUUUCUCCUGUGAGGUGCUGCGGUGGCGUCCGUCUGUGGGUGGAGUGAGGGAGAUGUUGUUGGCGUAGGAAGCAUCAAUGAGGGAGUUAUUUUGUUGUUGUUUUUAUGCUUUGAUGCGAAGGUUUGGAUUAGAGUUGAAGACGUGCAACUGACGCUUUUUUUGAAAUGCUUACAGGUAAUUCUGGAUUGCCAGUUACAUCUCUAGCUACGUGGCAUUGCUCACGCUCAUCCAUACCUUCGUCUUCAUUUGUCACAACUGUUUCUUUUCUCUUUUUUGAGAAGUUCUAUGUCUAAAUGUUUUUAACACUAUGGAGGGGUGAAGAGGAAAUAUUUAAUACAGAUAAUUAUCAAAGAAACUGUUUACCUUCGACCGUGGAGAAGUGAAGACGAAAUGCUCAACCUUUAAAGAAGGAAAUAAUAUGACUGGCGA